AUGGCCAUACACCCAAAGGGCUUCACAAUCAAGAGGGGGGUCUCUCCACACCACCACCAAUGUGCUGCAUCCUCUUGGAUGAUGCCACAGCAGCCACAGGGCAACGGCACCAGUGUGCUCACAACAUACCAGUGCAUCCUUUUGUCUUUUUGUGUUCUGCAGGCAGUGGAAACCAAUCUAGCAUCCAAAGAUAGUCACUGGGUGUACGCCAAUGAGGAGGUUAGUGACACAGAGAUCAUGGAGCUUGUCCACAGUGCUCUGGGCCGGAUGACAGUGAUCCGACAGAUCUUCCCCCUGUGGAGGGACACCAACAUCCGCUGCAUGAGGAACAAUCAUCGCAUCUCCUCACUGCUCUGCGACCCUCAGGAAGGCUACUUGCAGUCCCUGGAGGUAUCUAGUCUAUACCUUUAUGACAGCGUGCUGAUGUUGGCCAAUGCCUUCUACCGGAAGUUAGAAGACAGGAAGUGGCACAGCAUGGCCAGUCUGAACUGCAUGAGGAAGUCAACAAAGCCCUGGAAUGGAGGCUGGUCCAUGCUGGACACCAUCCAAAAGGGACGGAUUUCUGGGCUAACUGGUUUAAUGGACUUCAGAAGCAAUGGAGCAAACUCUCAUGUCCAGUUUGAAAUCCUGGGUACCAGUUACAGCGAGACAUUUGGAAAAGACGUAAAGCGGCUGGCGACCUGGGACUCUGAUCGCGGGCUGAACGGCAGUCUGAGGGAGAACCGGGCGGAUCACGGCAUGCAAGGAAUUACUCUCAAAGUGGUGACCUUACUGGAGGAGCCCUUCGUAAUGGUGGCAGAAAACAUUCUAGGUCAGCCCAAAAGAUAUAAAGGUUUUUCCAUAGAUGUUUUAGAUGCCCUGGCCAAAAUUCUGGGCUUUAAGUAUGAGAUGUACCAGGUGGCUGAUGCGAAAUAUGGAUCUCCUCAGACCAACGGGUCAUGGAAUGGAAUGAUCGGAGAGCUAAUUGGGAAGCGAGCAGAUGUGGCUAUUUCAGCCAUCACCAUCACUCCAGAACGAGAAAACGUAGUGGACUUCAGUAAACGUUAUCUGGAUUAUUCAGUGGGAAUCCUGAUGACUAAAACAGAAGAGAGACUCAACAUCUUCUCCUUGCUGGCACCGUUUGACCUAGCGGUGUGGGCUUGCAUUGCUGCUGCCAUUCCUGUUGUGGGUGUCAUGGUCUUUCUGCUCCGACGCGUCCAGUCUGUCCGCUCCCAGAAUCCUCCUGGGCCCCACCAGCCUGCUUCUGUCACCACGUCUUUUCAAAGUGCCAUCUGGAUCGUCUACGGAGCCUUUGUACAGCAAGGAGGUGAAUCCUUCAUGAGUUCAAUGGCUCUAAGGAUUGCAAUGGGAAGCUGGUGGCUAUUCACACUUAUCGUCUGUUCGUCUUACACGGCCAAUCUGGCAGCCUACCUCACUGUGUCACGCAUGGACAACGCUAUUCGAACUUUUCAAGACCUUUCCAAGCAGUCAGAGAUAAACUACGGAACGGUGAGAGAGUCGGCUGUGUUCGAGUACUUCAGGGUGAAGGGCACAAACCCCCUGGAGCAAGACAGCACAUUCGCAGAGCUGUGGAGAACUAUCAAUAAAAAUCAGGGACAGGACAACUCUGUGACCUCUCCUGCUGAAGGCAUCCGCAAGGUGAAGCGGGAUCCAUACGCUUUUCUGUGGGACAUGGCGGUGUUAGAGUAUGCAGCUCUGACAGAUGAUGAUUGUACGCUGGUGGUCACUGGAAACGGCAUGAGCAGUAAAGGAUACGGCCUGGCUCUGCAGCAUGGCAGCCCCUACAGAGACCUCUUCUCGCAGAAGAUACUUGACCUGCAGGAGAAAGGAGAUCUUGACAUUUUAAAGCAGAAGUGGUGGCCGAGAAAAGGUCGCUGUGACCUUGACAAGCAUGCAGAGCCCCAGACGGAAGGCCGUGCCCUGAGACUGCACAGCUUCGCGGGGGUCUUCUGCAUCCUCGCAGCAGGGCUGCUGCUGGCCUGCCUGGUGGCUGCUCUGGAGUCCUGGUGGAACGGGCCACGCUGCCAGCGGGCACAGCCCAAAGAGGACAAAGAGGUGAAUCUGGAGCAGGUUCACCACCGUUUGAGUGGGCUGAUGGAGGACGAUCUGGCACACAAGCAGCUGCCAGGUCAGCCUCUGGAGAUCUCUGCCCUGGACAUGGGCAGCAUGCGGCCGCAGCCGAGCUCCCAGGAGGCCCUGAGAGAUUUUCCCCCUGGGGGCCUGUCCGUGACCUCGUUCCUCCAGGAGGCUCCUGGGGUCGGCCGCGUGCCCGGACGGAGCCUCCCCCUCCCUCUCAGCAGUUCCACUCUGCCGCCCUCCAUGCGCUGCAAACACCGGGCGCCCAACGGAGGCCUUUUCCGCCAGAGCCCCGUAAAGACACCUAUGCCCAUCUCUUACCAGGCAGUGCCCGGGGGACCCAUCCCAGAAGCCAUUGAUCCAAGCCAUGGGACCUCGAUUUGAGCCGACUGGUCUGAGCGUUCCAAAAGACUGCCAACCAGCCCGCCACAGACCCCCACCCCAACGUUCGGACCAGGUCUGGUUGCAUUUAUACAAUUACGUACACAUACAAACAGAUAUGAAGAGAGAAUCUUUUUUUCAGUACAGAUACAUAUGACUGUGAGACGCUGACUUUUCCUUGCCUGUACAUAUUUGUAUAUAAUGAGAGACAGCAAAGUGAAGUCAAAGUGUAUUUUGAAUAUUCAUGAUUUUUUUGAAGUUGAGUUUAAAAGAAGUAAUUACCUACAAUACAGACUGUUUGAAUGGCUUUGUAAAUUUUGUUCUAAAAUAAAAAUCAGAAUUCCUUGUGGAUGUUUUCUAA
This is a messenger RNA of Danio rerio (zebrafish), 2818 nucleotides long. NCBI's taxonomy places the organism in Eukaryota, Metazoa, Chordata, Actinopteri, Cypriniformes, Danionidae. The record is from RefSeq and is a predicted model, not a curated record.